This is a messenger RNA of Panicum virgatum (switchgrass), 1404 nucleotides long. RefSeq names its product cysteine-rich receptor-like protein kinase 7. The transcript is spliced from 8 exons. The coding region runs from base 7 to 1404 and encodes 465 amino acids. Gene Ontology annotation, molecular function: protein kinase activity; ATP binding. NCBI's taxonomy places the organism in Eukaryota, Viridiplantae, Streptophyta, Magnoliopsida, Poales, Poaceae. Gene Ontology annotation, biological process: protein phosphorylation. The record is from RefSeq and is a predicted model, not a curated record.
ACAUACAUGCAAAUGGAUGGUAAAGCUAGUGCUGCACAUAAUUACCUGGAACACAUGCUAUUUGAUGGAAGUGUAAAGCCAACAAAGCUGCCAUUAUCGCUACUGGAAGCCAUCACAAAUAAUUUCUCUGAUGACCACGAGAUAGGCAGAGGUGGGUUUGCAGUGGUUCACAAGGGAACGAUAGUAAAUGGUAUGAUUGCUGUGAAGAAGUUGUAUAACACACUUGAUAUGCAUGAGAAGAAAUUCAUCCAAGAGGUGCAAUGUCUCAUGAAGGUGAGGCAUAAGAACAUAGUGCGAUUUCUGGGAUAUUGUGCUGACACACAAGGAGAAAUGACAGACUAUGAGGGGAAGUCUGUCUUGGCAGAAGUACGAAACAGGUUGCUCUGCUUUGAGUUUGUACCUAAUGAGAGUCUCUGUGAGCAUAUAACUGAUGCAUCUUGUGGACUCGAAUGGAGAGUGCGCUAUCAAUUGAUCAAGGGAAUAUGCGAAGGUUUACACUAUCUUCAUGAGAAUCAUAUUGUCCACUUAGAUCUCAAGCCUGGUAAUAUAUUGCUAGAUAAUAACAUGGUGCCAAAAAUUGCUGAUUUUGGUCUCUCAAGGUGCUUUGAUGAAAACCAAAGCAGGGAUAUUACUUCAAAAGUGAUUGGAUCAAUGGGAUAUAUAGCACCAGAAUUCUACAAUGGGCAAAUCACAUUCAAGCUAGACAUGUAUAGUCUUGGUGUUAUAGUUAUGGAAAUAUUGACAGGACAGAAGGGGUAUUCCACGGUCCUUAAAGUACUUGAGAGUUGGAGGAAUAGGUUGGAGAUACCACAGCGAGAGACAUCUUUACAUCAAGUACGAUCAUGUGUUGAGAUAGGAAUAAUGUGCAUCGACGCUGACCCAGAGAAAAGACCUGCCACGCAGUAUAUAAUGGAUAAGCUAAAGGAGCUAGAAAACAGUUAUGAAUUCAGUGAAGAUGCCCUUUCAGUUAAUGGCUUGGAGAAGGACUCCCAUCAGAAGGAUGGUGUGGCGGCCAACAAACAGCCUACGAUGGUGAAUGGCACAAACAAGAACGGAAUCCACUACUACAUAUCACCAACGCCGCCUCAUGUAGUGAGCACCCAUGAGAUUCUUGGAGCGCGUGAGAGACAAAUCCAACAAGCGGACAACAGAUCUAAGAAGCAGUAUGAAGAGUCCAUCUUGACAAAGCAAAGUGAAAGCACAAUGAAAUCAGCGAUUGGAGGCAAGCUCCGGCACAUGUACAAGUCAAUGGUGGAUAUGCCAAAUGGAGUCCAGGGGGAGCUUGUGGUGGCAGGGUGGCGGACAUUGCUCACGGCGAUGGCGGAAGAGGUGGUUCAUGGGUGGCAGUCUCCGGAGCCGAAGGUGGUUCAUGGGUGGCAGCCUCCAGCGGCGAGGCUACGUUGA